Bombina bombina (fire-bellied toad) is the source of this 3803-nucleotide messenger RNA. RefSeq names its product A-kinase anchoring protein 10 (gene AKAP10). Gene Ontology annotation, molecular function: protein kinase A binding. Gene Ontology annotation, biological process: intracellular protein localization. Lineage: Eukaryota; Metazoa; Chordata; Amphibia; Anura; Bombinatoridae. Gene Ontology annotation, cellular component: plasma membrane. The transcript is spliced from 15 exons. The coding region runs from base 148 to 2070 and encodes 640 amino acids. The record is from RefSeq and is a predicted model, not a curated record.
CACUGCGCAUGCGUGUUGGUGUCAACACCGGCUGAAACAGGGGACUAAUUUAAAAGUCAGGACAAUAGCCAAGAUAACUUGUCUUCGGGACAGAGCCUUAUAGCCCGGGACUAUCCCGCCUGAAACGGGAUAUUUGGCAAGUAUGCCAUGUCCUUCUUCCGCAGGAAAGUGAAAGGAAAAGAUCAAGACAAGCCAGAUGUAAAAGCAUAUAAAGCUCCAGUUCCAGGACCAGUACAUUCUCCUUCCAGAAGCCCAAAAAACAAUGCCUUACUGGAAGCUGCUGGCCCAAGCCAUGUGGCUAUCAAUGCAAUCUCUGCUAACAUGGACUCCUACUCCAGUAGUAGGACUGCUGCUCUCAAGAAGCAACCCAUGCACAUGGAGGCCACGCAUUUUGGAGAUCUGGGCAGAUCCUGCUUGAAUUAUGAGGCCCAGGAAACCAAGUCCAGCCUUUCAAAGACACUUGAGCAGGUGCUACAAGAUGGUGUUGCUCUCCCCUACUUCAUUCAGUUUAUGGAGCUGCGUAGAAUGGAACAUUUGGUAAAAUUCUGGCUGGAGGCAAAAAGCUUUCACUCCACUACAUGGUCCCGAAUACGAGCGUUCAGUUUAAACACUGUCAAGCACAGUUCCUUGGCAGAACCAGUAUCACCAGCUCCAAAAAAACCUGGCCUGUCUGUAUCAUCACUACUUACUUCUGUUGAUCAACAGUCAAAAGAUUCUUGUAAAGUCCCACAUCACACAUCCAGGUUGAAAGCGUUAAAUACAGGUGGAAAGCAGAGCACAGCUGCAAAACUUUUGCAAACUGAACAGAAUGUAGGAGGCACACCAGCCAUCCAACUAGAACUGUACACUGAUCAAACUUUACCCAUGUAUGAGCAGUCUUCCAUGCUUUCAGCAUCCAAUAUAAACAGCCCAACACAUGAAGGAUUUAAAGAUAUGUCACAAAGAUUGAUGAAGAGUAUAGAACGGGAUGCUGUUAAUACCUUCACUAAAUACAUUUCGCCAGAUGCUGCUAAACCUAUACCGAUCAGUGAGGAAAUGCGGAGUGACAUUGUAGCUAAGAUCUGUGGGGAAGAUGGGCAAGUGGAUCCCAACUGCUUUGUUACAGCACAAUCCAUAGUGUUUAAUGCCAUGGAACAAGAGCACUUUCCUGAGUUUUUGAGAAGUCAUAAUUUCUGUAAAUACCAAAUUGAAGUACUGACCAGUGGAACAGUUUACUUAUCAGAUAUUCUUUUUUGUGAGUCAGCAUUAUUUUACUUUUCGGAGUAUAUGGAAAAGGAAGAUGCAGUGAAUAUAUUGCAGUUCUGGUUGGCUGCAGACAACUUCCAGUCACAGCUUGCAGCAAAAAAUGGGCAGUAUGAUGGUCAGGAGGCACAAAACGAUGCAAUGAUCUUAUAUGAUAAGUAUUUUUCCCUACAAGCAACACACCCUCUUGGCUUUGAUGACCCAGUACGGCUAGAAAUUGAAUCAAACAUCUGUAGGGAAGGUGGGCCCCUUCCAAACUGCUUCACCACUCCAUUACGUCAAGCCUGGACCACCAUGGAGAAGGUCUUCUUACCUGGUUUUCUCUCUAGCAAUUUGUAUUACAAAUACUUGAAUGAUCUUAUACACUCAGUGCGAGGAGAUGAAUAUAACUGGAGUGGAGUAGGGAAUACCGGUCCGGGGAACACUGGCACUCCCAACCAUGAGCCCUAUGGGAGCAAUGCAGAAAACUCUGUUGCUCAGACGAGUGUCAAAAAGAGCAAUGUUAAAAUUCUGAAAAAUUUUGAUGAAGCAAUAAUUGUUGAUGCUGCAAGUCUGGAUCCAGAAUCACUGUAUCAACGUACUUAUGCAGGGAAAAUGACAUUUGGGACAGUCAGUGAUCUAGGUCAGUUUGUCCGUGAAUCUGAACCUGAACCAGAUGUGAAAAAAUCCAAAGGUUCGAUGCUCUCUCAAGCAAUGAAAAAAUGGGUCCAAGGAGAAACCGAUGAGGCGCAAGAAGAGAUGGCUUGGAAAAUCGCAAAGAUGAUUGUCAACGAUGUGAUGCAACAGUCACAAUUGAAUUCAUCAACAGAUAAAUCUAAUGAGAUAUGAUACUGCGGAAACCUAGCAGAGUAAUCUGGUUAACUAAUUGAGACUGAACUAUACUCCACACUUGUGGCUAUUCUUGUGAUUCAGACAAGAAAAGAAAAGCAAUUUAACUUAUUGCAGCAGAGCUACCGCAUUCCAGCGCAAAGGACAAUAUAUAGAAGAGCAGGCCAAGUCCAACAAGUUUUGAAUCAUCUCCCUCAUACUUCCAAAGGAGUAUGCAGCACUUGUUAACAUGAAGGCUUGGAGUAUAUGAAGUAUGACCAAUGACUAAUGGGCCAGUGAAAUGUUUUGCAGAAUAAAGACAAGAAGAAGAGGUAAAAGAGAGGCCUGAUGGAACCCACUUGCACAAGAAUACUAAUAAUCCCUGGGCAUGUAAUUAUCUUUUAUUGCCUGUGCACAGAAGCCCUAAAAAAUAUCAAACAGAUUUUGAAUAUUUAAGGAAAAUAAUUUGCUUUUUUCAAAGUAAACAGAAGAAAUAAGUCUCCUUUCCCCUUGCAGUAUUUAUUAAAUACAGUUUGGUGAAUGGAAAUAUUAGACAAAUUAAUAAAGUUUUGAGCAUAAUUUUGGCUUUGGAGACCUUUCAACUAAAUAGCUAUUUAUAGAAAUGAAAUCUUUGUUCCCAAGAAUGCAGUAUUUGUUCCAUAAAUUUACAUCAAGGACAUAUAUUCUGCUUUUUUCUGCAUGUAUACUUUGCCAUAGUAUUACAUAAUUCUACCUACCAUAAUCUGCUCAUAAGAUAAACGGAUUAUGUUGCACUAAAUUCAUGUUUUACGGUGUGUUACAUGGUUGUGAAUGCAGUUCUCAUUCAUCAUACCUUAGACCAUUCAUCCCAGCAAACUACUGAGACAGAUUACGUUUUUCAGGAAGAACUUUUAAAUGUCAGGUUGUCUUGACAUCUGACUUACAGCAGUAUUUGUUUUAUUCUGUAUAAAGCAAUGCACUUGACAUCAUAUGAAUCAUAUUGCUUGCUAUAUUUACAUCAUUCUAGAUAUACCUAAUGCUUUUAUGAGCAGUUCCUAUGACAUUGUAGCUCAAUACGAAUGGUGAGAAAACCUUACCUGGCACAAGUACAUUAGGAAUGGCUGUUACAAGAGCAUGUUAGUAGUAGGGGAGAUUCACAGAUGUAGGUUAUAUCUGAUUUUUCUUUUCUUUCUCUCCGUUACAGUUGAGAUCAUUAGUUCUCUUUUGGUGCACUUCUGUAUAACCAUAGCUAAACGUAUACCCAAGCAAAAAAAACAAACACACAACGUGUUUGACCCAUUUCUAGAGUGUAAAAUAAACAAAUAUUUUUGUAUAGCACUUGUAAUACAAAGCAGCUGGCUUCGUUGUAUUAUGGGACAUAGGGAGCAAAACCUUUCAGCAACACUCCGUUACACUGCUGUAAUUUUAAUGAUGGAAAUAAUCACUUGGGAAAGAAACCCAGAGAGUUCUUGUUUUGUUUUUAUGUUUAUGUUUUUUUUUCCUGGAAAAUCAUUUAUUGUAAUAUUAUAUAUUACCAGUCACAGAAACAAGAUUGAAUACAUAGAUAAUUGACUCCCACUGGCACUGGUAAACUACCCUAUAUAUUGUCUGGUAUUAAAUAAAAGCAGGCUGUGUAUAGCUGUUUUGGUACUAUGUACCUCUUUCAUGAUUUCCUCAUGCCCUUGUAUUCAUGUACUUAAUCACUCAUCUAUUUAAAUGUGUUAAAUUGAGAGUAUAUAAGAAAUAAUAUUAAAAAGUGUUGUCUAUCCUUUUCA